Linnemannia hyalina is the source of this 822-nucleotide messenger RNA. Lineage: Eukaryota; Fungi; Mortierellomycota; Mortierellomycetes; Mortierellales; Mortierellaceae. The record is from the annotation of a GenBank genome assembly.
AUGGAGCCAUUACCUCCAGACCCACGCACAACCAAGGGUAUCACCCAUGAACAGCGAUACCACCUCUGUCUCAAGAAGCAGGACUGUCCCGCCAUGAAACAGUCCGAGCUCGCAGCCUGGUUCCUGGAGACCUACUCGUUCCCCAUCAGUCAGCCGACCAUUUCUCACUCCUUGAAGAAGAGCGCCGAAAUCCUUGCCAGAGGCAUCUCUGCCCCGGGAUUGGAACCCACGCGGGUGCGGCGGAGACCUGUCCGACAUCCAGAGCUCGAGCAGGCUCUCUUCCAAUGGGUACAACAACAGCAUCAAGAACACGGACCAGAGCAAUCGGGGGAAGGAUCGGAUUCGAUAUCAGGGCCUGCGCUGGUUCGACAAGCCAAGAGGAUUGCCCAGGAGAUGGAUAUUCACGACACGGUCUUUUGCCCGGGAUGGCUCUCGCGGUUCAAAAUGCGCGUCGACAUCGCCACUGCCCACCCUCUGAGCAACAGCAACAAGAACAACAUCAACAGCAACAGCAGCCGCAGCCAGAGUUUGAGUCGCCAAUACAAACAGUCAGCUCCAUCACGAUCUCCAAUCACUCCGGCAACAGCACCAACAGACAUUGACCGAUUUCCAGGCGGUAUCUGCGGCAUCUUCAUCUUCAUCGUCUUCGGCGGCAACAUCAACAUCGGAGAUAACAGCGGCGAUGCACCUAGAAUUCCUUCAGUCUAUACCCAUUACUACACCAACCAACGGAACUGGAUCUCUCCUUCAUGUGCCUUCCUCCCUGUCGCCUUCACCGCUCUCGCAUCACACUCCAGGAUCCCUACUUCGAUCGCCCAAUGA